AUGUCGCCACCUCAACCCGAUGCGGCGGUCAGUCAGUCACAGAUCCAUCGACAGGCAGGAGGCAGGAAGCUGACGGGCAGCAACGAUGCGGACGCUGUGUUUUUCUGGUCUCUGGCAGUGUGUCUGGGCUCUGGAGAGUCCCAGACUCUGGCUCAGACUCCGACCGUGUCGAUGAGACCAGGAGCCACGGCCAGGCUGAAUUGUGACAUCGGAUCAAAGGAUGACAAUCGUGAGAACUGGUACAUGCAGACUCCGGGAACAAUUCCACAAUGGAUCCUAAAUGACCAUGAUUCCUGGAAUAGCCUAAACUACGCCCCUGGGAUUAGCAGUGACCGUUUCACGUCGACAGUCAACAGCGCCGGCACCGAGUAUCAGUUAAUCCUAAACAGGGUGGAGAUGAAUGACGCUGCCGUCUAUUACUGCGGAAAGUGGGCUACACGAACCAGUACUUUCGGCCGUGGGACAAAGCUCUUUGUUACAGCUCGGCAACUCCCGGACCCGUCAGUGAAACUGCUUGGGCCAUCAGCCGAGGAGAUCUCCGCUAAAGGAGCGGGCACCUUAGUUUGCCUGGUCAGUAAAUUGUCGAUCGGCUUCCCUGUCGUCAGCUGGACAGUGAACGACAGUCCGACGAGCAGUGAGGUGCAAACCAGCGGGGUGACUCAGAACGCGGACAAAACCUUCAGUCUCAGCAGCUACCUGACGGUGCCCGGCGCAGACUGGAGCAGUGGGAAGAGGUACUCCUGCUCAGUUCAACAAGGAGCAGCCUCGACAACAUCCGCAACAGUCACACAGUCCAGCUGUUAAACAGAGCGCGGCUUCGGCCUUGUUUGUUCCCGAUUAACGGGAGAUCAUAGCCUUGUAUCUUUCACCUCUACCUCUCUCACUCGCUCUUCACUGUACUUCCCUUCUGUUCCGCUCUCUGUAGUUUCCACUGUGGUGUUGGAAUAUUUGUACUCUGAUUUGAGGCGGAUUUUGUUCUUUUUCCUACUGAGAGGCUACACGGUGGUAACGCGGGCAGUUACUUCUUGAAAUUUCAGGCUGUGAAUGGUUUUCUCUGAAAUUGGGGUUGGUUUAAUUAGAAUAAUUAAUAAACGUUUUGUGAUACAUUAUCAGUAUCAGACUGACAACCGGUAAUGGUGACUAACUACCAA
Messenger RNA from Mobula hypostoma (lesser devil ray), 1151 nucleotides. Its product is annotated as immunoglobulin lambda-1 light chain-like. The transcript is spliced from 4 exons. The coding region runs from base 1 to 804 and encodes 267 amino acids. The record is from RefSeq and is a predicted model, not a curated record. Lineage: Eukaryota; Metazoa; Chordata; Chondrichthyes; Myliobatiformes; Myliobatidae.